AUGGAACAAAUUGGAAGGGAAGAUGAAAUUGAAGAUUUGUCACUAUCUCCUCCAACAAUGGGAUCCAUGCAAAUUGCAGGCAGCAAUGGAUUUGGUCAUAGCAUAGAGUUUAUGUCUCAAGCUUACUUGACAAAUAGGAGUUCUGAGAUUGAUAUUGAGGACGGGAUAUCGAAUGCAAAUGUGGAAUUCAAGGUAAAAGUUCCUCAACGUCCCUCGAAUAAUCCAGUGAAGGCUGUCGUGUCGAAGGUGGCUUCACAAUUGCACAUUGAACAUGAUAACUACAAGAAGAUAUUGAAAGGUAUAACUGGGAGCAUUGGCCCUGGAGAGAUUCUUGCUCUGAUGGGACCUUCUGGUAGUGGAAAAACAACUCUGUUAAAGAUAAUAGGUGGGAGAUUGCACGAAAAUGUUACCGGAACUAUUACUUGCAAUGAUAUUCCAUAUAAUCCAGCUCUCAAGAGAAGGAUUGGGUUUGUGACACAGGAUGAUAUACUUUUACCACAGUUGACAGUCGAAGAAACCUUAGUUUUCGCAGCUUUUUUAAGACUUCCAAGCAGAAUGAGCCAGCGCCAAAAGUAUGAACGAGUCGAGAUGAUUGUUAAGGAAUUAAACCUUGAAAGGUGUCGUCAUACACGAAUUGGUGGAGGAUUUGUUAAAGGUGUAUCAGGAGGAGAAAGGAAAAGAACCAGCAUAGGAUAUGAAAUUCUCGUUGAUCCUUCAUUAUUAUUCCUCGACGAACCAACUUCGGGGCUUGAUUCGACUUCUGCGAAUAAACUACUUCAAAUACUUCAAGGUCUUGCCAAGGCAGGAAGGACAAUUAUUACAACAAUCCACCAGCCUUCAAGCAGGAUGUUUCACAUGUUUGACAGGGUUCUGUUAAUUUCAGAAGGGUAUCCUGUCUACUAUGGAAAAGCCCGAGAGUCGAUGCAGUACUUUUCUUCUUUAAGGUUCAUCCCGGAGAUAGCCAUGAACCCUGCAGAAUUCUUGCUGGAUUUGGCAACAGGACAAGUAAAUGACAUAACCGUCCCUGAAGAAUUACUUAUAUCUAAUGGAACUGCUGAUUAUGAAAGAGUUAUAAUAAGACACAAAUACAAAGUCGAAAUCGAACCCAAAGAGAAGCAAGAGAAUCAUCAGAGAUCAAAGGCAUCAGAGCGCCUUCAGUUAGCCAUUCAAGUUAAGAAGGACUGGACUCUAACUUGGUGUGAACAAUUUAGGAUAUUGUGCAAGAGAACAUUCAAAGAAAGAAGGAGAGAUUACUUUGAUCAACUAAGACUCAUUCAAGCACUCGGAGUUGCUGUCUUAUUAGGCCUUCUCUGGUGGAAAUCGAAUACUAAAACCGAGGCUCAACUCAGAGAUCAGAUUGGUUUAUUGUUCUACAUUUGCAUUUUCUGGACUUCUUCGUCAAUAUUUGGAGCAGUAUACGUAUUUCCGUUUGAGAAGAUAUACUUGGUGAAAGAAAGGAAGACAGAUAUGUACAGAUUGAGUGUGUACUAUGUUAGCAGCACUCUAUGUGACAUGGUGGCUCAUGUUUUAUAUCCCAUGUGUUUCAUGUGCAUUUUGUAUUUCAUGGCUGGAUUCAAGAGGACAGUGGAAUGUUUCUUCACGACACUAUCUGCAAUACUAUUGAUCACCAUUACGAGUCAAGGUGCAGGAGAACUUUUUGGAGCUGCAGUAAUGAGCAUCAAAAGGGCUGGGAUGAUUGCUUCUCUGAUAUUGAUGAUAUUUCUUCUCACUGGAGGAUACUAUGUUCAGCACAUACCAAAAUUUAUGCAGUGGAUCAAGUAUGCAUCUUUCACCUACUAUGGCUUUAGGCUUCUGUUGAAGGUGCAGUACUCUAGCGAUGAAUUAUACGAAUGCAAUAGCCAUGGCGGCUGCCGGAGUUUGCAGAGUUCACCUUCGUUUGACACGGUCAGUUUGAAUGGUGGACUACAAGAAGUUUGGGUGCUAUUAGCCAUGGCUUUAGCUUAUCGUUUCUUAGCAUACAUUUGUCUUCGCAGAAAAAUAAGCAUCUACAAUAUUUGA
Fraxinus pennsylvanica is the source of this 2019-nucleotide messenger RNA. Lineage: Eukaryota; Viridiplantae; Streptophyta; Magnoliopsida; Lamiales; Oleaceae. The record is from the annotation of a GenBank genome assembly.